GGCGGGCGGAACAGUUGGGUGUGGAUGUAAACAGCGCUGAAACGGAUCUCGUUUACGUGUCUACUCAAAAAUAAUGUCCCGUUUUAAAAGGACAGACAAGGUGGACUCUCUGGCUGGGUUUAGGAAGGAGACGACCCAACCCACGAUACCACAGGGUUUGCUUAAGGGGGCGCGGAAGAGUGGUCAGCUCAACCUUUCUGGCCGGGGACUGACGGAAGUCCCUCAGAGCGUCUAUCGUCUGAAUACUGACACGCCAGAGGAGGCCAAAAACAAUGUGUCUUUUGGGGCGGAGGACCGCUGGUGGGAGCAGACCGACCUCACUAAGCUGUUGCUGUCAUCCAAUCAGCUGACUUACCUGUCAGAUGACAUCAAACUACUUCCUGCUCUCACAACACUUGAUCUUCAUGAUAACAAGCUAAAUAGCUUGCCGGCGAGUUUGGGAGAGCUCCAGGAGCUUCAGCAACUUCGACUAAGUCAUAAUCAGCUAAGAUCCCUGCCUGUUGAGGUGUGCACCCUGAGGAACCUCUGGAGUCUCACACUCCAGCAGAACAUGCUGGAGAACCUUCCAGAGGAACUGGGACAAAUGGGAAACCUGACAGAGCUGGACGUGUCAAACAACCAGCUAAGCGUGCUGCCGUCCAGUCUGGGACACCUCACAUGCCUCCAGAAGCUUCACCUUCAGCACAACAAACUCAGCUGCCUGCCUGAGAGUCUGGUGCAGCUCACAGGUGUGAAGGUUUUAGACUGCAGCAACAAUCAGAUCACAAAUAUUCCUUCCAGCCUGUCCAAGAUGAAGGCUCUUGAGCAGCUGUAUCUCAGGCAUAACAAGAUCCACUGCCUCCCUCAGCUUCCUGCACCAUCUCUCAAGGAGUUCUAUAUCGGAAAUAACCAGAUUGAGCAGUUGGAGUCGGAGCAGCUGUCCAGUCUCUCCGUCAUCUCUGUACUGGAACUGCGAGACAACAAGAUUAAAUCCCUCCCUGACCAGAUCACAGCGUUGCACUCGCUGUCUCGGCUUGACCUCACCAACAAUGACAUCUCCACUCUUCCUGCGUCUCUGGGUCUGCUACCCAAUCUCAAGGCUCUGCUGUUGGAGGGUAACCCUCUGAGGGGCAUCAGAAGAGACCUGCUCACCAAAGGAACCAAUGAGCUGCUCAAGUACUUAAGAGGAAGAAUCAAAGAGGAGCCUGAAAGUGGAGACUCAGAACCUUGUGCCAUGACUUUACCCAGCCACGCCCGGGUCAACAUGCACAACAUCAAAACCCUGAAGGUCUUGGACUACAGUCAGAAGCAGGCAGUGAGUGUUCCAGACGAGCUGUUUGAUGCUGCUGCUGAGAGUAAUGUAACCACGGUGAACUUCAGCAAGAACCAGCUGACCUCCAUACCCUCCAGACUGCUGGAGUUUAAGUCAUCAGUGUCAGAAAUCAAUCUGGGCUUCAACAGACUCACCAGCUGUUCUGACAUUGGCAGCCUGCUGCAGCUGGAAUUCAUUGACCUCAGAAACAACCAGCUGAGUGAUUUACCCUCCGAGAUGAAGAACCUGUCCAAGUUGCGUUGCAUCACCCUGAAUUACAACCGAUUCAAGUCCUUCCCUCAAGUCCUCUAUGAGAUUGUUUCUUUGGAAACGGUGUUGCUUGGAAACAACCAGGUGGGAGCGGUGGACCCUGCUCUCCUACAGAAGUUGGUGCAUCUGUCCACGCUGGACCUGUCCAACAAUGACCUGCUGAACAUCCCGCCUGAACUGGGCCUGUGUACGGGCCUGAGGUGUCUCAGUCUGGAGGGGAAUCCUUUCCGCACACCCCGAGCUGCCAUCGUGGCUAAAGGAACUGACGCAGUGCUGGAGUACCUCCGUGGACGCAUCCCCACUUGAAGCCAUUCUAAUCGAUGCUCCAAUGAGAUGAAGACAGGAAACCUGGAGAGAAACUCUUCAUUCAUCACGCGGCACCAAUGACUGCAGCACUUGUGUACUUUUAAAUUCGUAGUGAGCCUGUUGGAAUGUGGCUCUAUGAAUGCAGGACAAUCUUUUCAGAUGAUGAUGAUGAUGGUGGCAUGUCGACUAAUGCACUAAAUAAAUGUUUGUCAGUUGAAAUGUCAGUCUUUGUUACUUAAACUGGUUGUCAGAGCCAAGUACCUGGCUAAUGCAGGACUAGUGACAUUGGCAUCACUUGCAUCAUUAGUUGUUGGACAAACAUAAUUGAUAAAGUUGUGUGUUGAUAAGCCUGUUUUUGCUCACCCUACACAGAUCUCUCUUCAUCCAGAUGGACCACACCACACGUCGAAAAGCGGCUGUGAAACUUGCCACCUGAUACACUGCCAUCUAGUGGUAGGAAGCUGUAACUCAGCUCCUCAUACCAACUUGCACAUCAGGAGAUCUAGUUUUUGGUCUUGGUUCGAGACGAUCUGUCUGUCGGUGACUCGUUGUCUUCCCUUAAUUCUCGUGAUGGGGUCAUGGAGGGCAAACUAUUAAUAAAGAAUGUUAUUUGAAGUUCACCGCGCAGAUUUCAUGCCCGCACAUGCCAUAUCAAAUAUGUGGCAGCCUGCAGGCCUUGAGUUUGACACAUGAAAACUCACAAGCACUGGAAAACCAUAAACGCAACAAAUGAAAGGUCUAGGUUUGAGCC
This is a messenger RNA of Synchiropus splendidus (mandarinfish), 2618 nucleotides long. RefSeq names its product leucine rich repeat containing 40 (gene lrrc40). Gene Ontology annotation, molecular function: protein binding. NCBI's taxonomy places the organism in Eukaryota, Metazoa, Chordata, Actinopteri, Syngnathiformes, Callionymidae. The coding region runs from base 74 to 1867 and encodes 597 amino acids. The transcript is spliced from 15 exons. The record is from RefSeq and is a predicted model, not a curated record.